AUGGCUACUGGCACUACUUCCCGUCCAUGGGCAGAUGGUCCUUGGCCGUUGAUCGAAACACCAUCCAAAACACAGGACAUUUCCAAACAUGAAGCUCUCUACAUCGCCAACGAGAUGGCAUUCGCCCACAACGCCAUGCUCCGAGGUUUAAACUCCCUCUAUCUGCAAGCCGAGCAAAUAACCGAGUCGCAAGACAUUGCCGAUUACCUAGUCUUCCUCCGCAGCUGGGCCGGAUGGGUAUCCCACCACCACACUCUGGAAGAAGAGCAGAUGUUUCCUCAAUUUGAAAGAGUGAUGAAGAAGCCCAAUUUCCUCGAGGGAAAUGUUAACGAGCACCAUACCUUCCAACCCAUCUUGAAGCAGCUCCUCGCUUACGGAACGGAGACCAAGCCUGCUGACUACAAGGCCUCGACCGUGCGCAGCCUCAUCGAGCAGAUGGCGCCUAGUUUUCGCGAGCACCUGGCCAACGAAAUCACCAGCCUCAUGAGCAUGGAGCCGUAUGACGGGCCUGCUUUGCUCAAGGUUUAUAAGGAGUGUGAGGCUGAGGCGGGUAAACAGGAUAAGAAUGUUAUCCCGCCCAUGGUCCUCGGCCUCCGUGACAUAACCUUCGAGGGUGGAAACCAGUGGCCCGCUAUGCCGCCCUUCUCCACCCACUUUGUUCAUUAUCUGUUCGCACGGAAGCAUGCUGGUGCUUGGCGUUUUCUGCCAUCGGAUACUUGGGGUAAUCCACGUCCAUUGGCAUUUGGUAAACCUUAA
Molecule: messenger RNA, 756 nt
Organism: Aspergillus luchuensis
Lineage: Eukaryota; Fungi; Ascomycota; Eurotiomycetes; Eurotiales; Aspergillaceae
Product: hemerythrin domain-containing protein
Exons: 3
Coding region: 1-756 (251 amino acids)
Source: RefSeq, a predicted model, not a curated record